This is a messenger RNA of Trematosphaeria pertusa, 1836 nucleotides long. RefSeq lists its product as uncharacterized. Bases 1 to 1836 code for a protein of 611 amino acids. The record is from RefSeq and is a predicted model, not a curated record. Gene Ontology annotation, cellular component: ubiquitin ligase complex. Gene Ontology annotation, biological process: proteasome-mediated ubiquitin-dependent protein catabolic process; protein linear polyubiquitination. NCBI's taxonomy places the organism in Eukaryota, Fungi, Ascomycota, Dothideomycetes, Pleosporales, Trematosphaeriaceae. Gene Ontology annotation, molecular function: ubiquitin-protein transferase activity; ubiquitin binding; zinc ion binding. The transcript is spliced from 4 exons.
AUGGUGCAAAUUCAACGACACUUCGAAGGCGGAAACGCAAUCUUUGGCCCGGGUUGCGUCCUUACUGGGUACUUUCUGAAUGCGAACGUCCGCGUGACGAUCCACCUUUCCGUCAAGGCAGACGCCAAUUCCGUUCUUAUACACUGGCGACCUUCAUCAGUAGAUCGCGACCCGAACGCUGUGAGGGACACGCUGAAGGGCUUCGGACCCCUCAGAUUCUUCCAAAGAGCCGCCAGCACAUUCGGAAGCCUUUCACGUCGCGGGUAUUGGAGCAAUGUCGCCGGCUACUACCAGCCCGAACAUGCCCUCGCCGCUGUUCGCCAUUUCAGCGGGAUCCCGCAAAUGGAAGCAACUUUACUUUAUACCGCAUAUUUUACGGUAUCUAAGGAGCUUGCCGACGUGGUGCUGCUGGAUGUUGACGAUAUCAUAUCACAGACCCAGCAUGUGGAUACGGCAUGGGACGACCGCAGGCAGAAUGUGACGAUGCUUAGAAUUUCGGGUCCGAAUCGAGAGACUAUUGUAGAUCUGAAGCGAAUUCUUGAAGCAAUAUUUUCUGGCAAAGUGGCUUCGAAAACCGUCGAGAAGAAGGCCGGCUGCGAGAUCUGGCAUGAUUUCUUCGCGGGGCCGCAAGGUGACAUCUGGCUACAGCAUCUUGGCCGCGACACAGGGCUCAUUAUCGUAAGCGAUAGGGCGCAGCGACGCCUACGAAUCUACGAUCCGGAUCCAGAAGCCGGGGACGGUGACGAGCAGGCGCACGUGGUGGAGAUGAAACUAGCCGAGAAAGUGACAGAGCUAAACCUGCCUCGUGAAGCACAUACGAUCAGCCUCGACCGAAAUUCGCUCAGAAAGCUCAUCUCCUCCGAUACUGUCGCAAAGCUGCAGAAGCUCCUCGGCGCCACAAACGUCAGUCUUGAUAUUGUGUCGAAGAAACUAGUCUUAUACUGUUCUCGAGACGCUGUCUGGUUAGCCACCUAUCAGUUAGACCUGCCUCUGCCUCCCCCGACUGCCCAGAAGCCACCCCAAGCGUGCCCAGUCUGUUCAGAUAUCACCUCUGAAAUACAAUUAUCCUGCGGUCACGUCUCGUGCAGGGAGUGCUUCGAUCACCAGCUCAACGUCGCAAGCGGAGACCUGAGCUCCCAUCAUUUUCCAGUCCGCUGUUGGCACGAGAAUUGUCAGCAUCCACUUUCAAUUCUCGAUCUGCGUAGAUACGCACCAGGGACGAUGAUCGACUCUCUACUCAAGGCCUCCUUGACGUACUUCAUCCGCUCUCAUCCUGACGAAUAUCGCAAUUGCCGGAAGCCCGACUGCGCAUCGGUAUAUCUCCGCAACGGCUACCACGAAAUCUUUACGUGUCCUGCCUGCCUAACCCAGACUUGCACUCUCUGUCAUAGUGCUACUCAUGUGGGCUGGACCUGCGCUCAGUAUCAAGAGCGCGUCAAAAAGGACGAGGUGAACGAGCGCCUCCUAGAUAGCUACAAAGCGUCCGCAGGAACAAAAGAUUGUCCAAAAUGUGGCACUCUCAUUGAGAAGAUUGACGGCUGCAACCAUAUGGAGUGCAGUGGCUGUCAUGCCCAUGUCUGCUGGCAGUGUCUGAAAUUCUUCUCACGGCCUGAUAGAUGCUACGACCACAUGAACCUCGUACAUGGCGGCGAUGGACUUGAAGCCGAGGGCGACGAGGAGGGAGAGUGGAGCGACGACAGCGAAGGUACGUAUGUUGUGGCACACAUAUCCGCAUGUCUUACCUUCCACGAGAAAGCCUAUCCUGGAGGCAUCCAACACACAAAGGAACAAGGGAAUGCUUGGCCGUCCACUUCCUUCUUCCUUAUCGUGCAUUAA